UCCGCCGGUUGCGUGGCGGAGUGGUGUUGCAAGGAGUUUGUGUUUCAUUUAAGGUCACUGCUCCAGCCACUGCACUGGGAGGCACUAGGGAUACCUGACCAGAAGGAGCACCUCUGGCCUCAGUGGCUGAUGCUCCAGGUGCAGUGCCAACAGGCCAUCUGCAGACUGCUUUCACGCCACAGCGCAGCUGCAAUGCCCAAGGCUGUGGACCUGACUGAGCGGCGUGAUGCUCGCACUGCCAAAACCAAGAAGCUGAAGUCAUAUGGUCCACCCAGUGCUGUCAAGCUGCAGGUGCUGGGCACAGGUGCCGAGGGUGCACCUCGAUCCCUCUAUGUCUUCACCACCAGUGCCAGCUACCUGUUCAACUGCGGCGAGGGGACGCAGCGUCUGUCGCACGAGCGCAAGACACGGCUGGCGCGGCUGGAGAACGUGUUCAUCACCACCAACGCCUGGCGGAAUGUGGGCGGCGUGCUGGGCGCGCUGCUCACCCUCAACGACAUCGGGGUGCCGGUGCUGACACUGCACGGGCCGCCGGGACUGAACGCGCUGUACCGCGACACGCGCAACUUCAUCCAGCUGCGCGGCAUGAACGUGUCGCACCGCAGCGAGACGCACGCGGACUUCGUCGACGUCGGGCUGACGGUGCGCGCUGUGCCGCUGUGGGGCGCCGCCGCGAGCCGCGAGCCGCCGGCCGUCGCCGCCGGUCCCCCGCCGGUCGACUACUUCGCUUUCGAGAGGACGGGCGGCGCCGGCGGGCCGCCGCUGCCGGAGCGGGCUGUGUCGUACGCCUACGUGUGCUCGGUGCCGGACCGCGCCGGCCGCCUCCUGCUGGAUAAGUGCGUCAGCCUCGGCGUGCAGCCCGGCCCGCUGCUGGGACAACUCAAGAGCGGCAGGGACGUGGUGCUGGAGGACGGCCGCGUCGUCCGGUCGGAGGACGUCACGUCCCCGGACGAGGUCGGCGCCCAGUUCCUCGUCCUGGAGCUGCCCUCGCCGGACUUCCUCCCCUCGCUCUCCGAUUUGAACUCGUCGCUGGACGCCCCACGGCUGGCGGCCGUCGUGCACUUCUCGCCGGCGGCGGUGAUGGACUCGCCCGAGUACCGGGCGUGGCGGGGAGGUCUGCCGGCGACCGUGCGCCACGUGGCGCUGAACGAGACGUGCCGCGGCCACGGUAGCGAAGCCGUCCACCGGCUGCAGCACCAACUGCACACCAUCGACCCGCAGCUGUUCCCGCUGCUGGCCGGCGACGACCCGACCACGGACCAGCCUACUGACGGCGCGCCCUGUAAGCGAGUCCGGCUGUCGUCAGAGGACGACCCGACGGCAGAGCAGGACCAGGACCAGGACCACGAGCAGGAGCAGGAGCAGGAGCAGGAGUCGUCGCUGAUCCACCCGCCGUCCGGCUGGGACCGUGCUGCUCGGCACGGGCAGCUCCAUCCCCAACAAGAGCGGAACACCAGCGGCAUACUGGUCAACCUCAGUGAGGAGCACUCCGUGCUGCUGGACUGCGGCGAGGGCACGCACGGCCAGCUGGUGCGGCUGCUGGGACAGCAGCGGGCGGCCGCCGUCCUCCGUCGGCUCGGCGCCGUCUACAUAUCGCACCUGCACGCCGAUCACCACAUCGGUCUGAUCAGCAUUCUGGAGGCGCGCCGACGGGCGCUGGGCGCCGAGCACCGGCCGUGCCUGCUGCUGGCGCCGGGCCCCAUCGCCGGCUACCUCACCAUGUACCACAACAAGAUGGCCCCGCUGCUCGACACGUUCUCGCUGGUGGCCAACGCGCGCCUGCAGCUGUCCAGCUCGCCGCGCCCCGCCUGGCUGCAGGAGCGGCUGGCGGCGGCCGGCCUGGACGAGCUGGUCACCUGCCCGGUGCGCCACUGCCCGCUGGCGUACGGCGUGCGUCUGGGCCGCGCCGGCGGGCCCAGCGUCGUCUACUCGGGCGACACGCGGCCCUGCCCGGAGCUGGUGGCGCUCGAACUGCGACCCCUGCUGAUCCACGAGGCCACGCACGAGGAUGAGCUGCAGGAAGAGGCGGAGCUGCGCGCCCACUCCACCACGUCGGAGGCGAUAGGUGAGCUCCUGCGCCGCGCCGGGUCUCGGCGUGGCCGCGACAUGGCCGCCCGUCACGUGCUGAUGACGCACUUCAGCCAGCGCUACUCGAACCUGCCGCUGCUGCCGGAGCCGGCGCCCGAGAACGUCGGCGUCGCCUACGACAACAUGGUGGUGGACUACCGGCACCUGCCGCGGCUGGCCGCUGCUGUACCCGUGCCUGCGCGCCUCAUCGACAAUAUGGCCCAGAAGGGAUACGUCAUGGACACCAUCAACUACCAUGCGCUCGUAAAAGGUAAGCGGGUGGGUGCCGGGCGGUGA
Molecule: messenger RNA, 2364 nt
Organism: Pollicipes pollicipes
Lineage: Eukaryota; Metazoa; Arthropoda; Thecostraca; Pollicipedomorpha; Pollicipedidae
Product: ribonuclease Z, mitochondrial
Exons: 17
Coding region: 130-2364 (744 amino acids)
Biological process (GO): mitochondrial tRNA 3'-end processing
Cellular component (GO): mitochondrion
Molecular function (GO): 3'-tRNA processing endoribonuclease activity
Source: RefSeq, a predicted model, not a curated record